Messenger RNA from Chelmon rostratus (copperband butterflyfish), 1349 nucleotides. RefSeq names its product hairy-related 6 (gene hes1). Gene Ontology annotation, biological process: negative regulation of neuron differentiation; regulation of transcription by RNA polymerase II; anterior/posterior pattern specification. Lineage: Eukaryota; Metazoa; Chordata; Actinopteri; Chaetodontiformes; Chaetodontidae. The record is from RefSeq and is a predicted model, not a curated record. Gene Ontology annotation, cellular component: nucleus. Gene Ontology annotation, molecular function: DNA-binding transcription factor activity, RNA polymerase II-specific; protein dimerization activity; RNA polymerase II cis-regulatory region sequence-specific DNA binding. The coding region runs from base 210 to 1043 and encodes 277 amino acids. The transcript is spliced from 4 exons.
GCCCAACAGAGAGACUCCGCAUCCGCUGCUGGUAGCCGCUGCCGCUGCGCACCGCUCUAACGGAUUUUAACUUUGUACAUAUCUCAGGAUAUUUUUCUGAGGGAGAGAGGACUUUUGAAUAUCGCACGCUGAAAAUAUUCAUCGUCCCGUUUCCUACACCAGUGGAUCGUAAUUUGCUGUGGUUUUGUGGGAUAUUUCCGAUUAAGAAGAUGCCUGCCGAUAUGAUGGAAAAAACCUCCUCCUCUCCGGUCGCUGCAACCCCGGCAAGCAUGAACACAACUCCCGAUAAACCCAAGACUGCCUCCGAGCACAGAAAGUCAUCCAAGCCAAUAAUGGAAAAGAGGAGAAGAGCCAGAAUCAACGAGAGCUUGGGGCAGCUGAAAACGCUCAUCCUGGAUGCGCUCAAAAAAGAUAGCUCCAGACACUCUAAACUGGAGAAGGCGGACAUCCUGGAGAUGACGGUGAAGCAUCUCCGGAACCUCCAGAGGGCUCAGAUGACCGCUGCCCUGAACACCGACCCCACUGUCUUGGGAAAAUAUCGUGCCGGUUUCAGCGAGUGCAUGAAUGAAGUCACCCGGUUCCUGUCCACCUGCGAAGGUGUCAACACCGAGGUCAGGACGCGGCUCCUUGGCCACUUGGCCAACUGCAUGACCCAGAUCAACGCUAUGAACUAUCCCAGCCAGCAUCAGCACCAGCAUCAGCUCCCAUCCACCGCCGGACCAACCCACCCCUCCUUCGGCCAGUCCAUGGUGCAGAUCCCCAGCUCAUCCCCGCAGGUCCUGCCCAUGAACGCGGUGUCCUGCAAAGGAGGCUCGUCGCCGGCUAAUUUACCUUCAGACGCCACCAAAGUGUACGGUGGUUUCCAGAUCGUGCCUGCCACAGACGGACAGUUUGCAUUCCUCAUACCCAAUGCGGCAUUUGCGCCAAACGGCCCCGUUAUCCCCGUGUACGCCAAUAACGUCGGUACGCCGGUCCCUGUACCGGCUGCGGUUUCCCCCGGAGCCCCGUCAGGCAACACAGACUCAGUGUGGCGACCCUGGUGAACAGUGGGGAAAAGGACCAUAAAGACUUAAACAUGACACUUAACAGUUCUCUCUUUGUUCAAUGUUAGAAAGUUGUUUUGAAUCUGUUUUUUUCUUGUAAAAUGGAAAGAGUAUGCACUAUAUUUGUACAGCUAACAAGGGAGUAAAGUUCAUAUUGAAAUGAGAUCUGUAUUGUGGAAGUCCGUUCACUGCAUUUUUUUAUAUAUUUGAGUUGUCUUUUUUUCUUUUUUUUUUUACUGUGUGAUGCCAAAGACAUGUUCAAUGCUCUUAUGAUGUUCUUCGUUUUGGAAGACAAAUAAAUUUGUA